This is a messenger RNA of Salvelinus sp. IW2-2015, 2601 nucleotides long. NCBI's taxonomy places the organism in Eukaryota, Metazoa, Chordata, Actinopteri, Salmoniformes, Salmonidae. The record is from RefSeq and is a predicted model, not a curated record.
AUGAUCUCCAGCACCAUGCUGACAGGGGGGGAAAUGCACUUGUUGGUCCACCAGCCACCGUGGCAGGUGUUUUCAGAGACUGACUGGUCCAAAGACCUCCUGAGCCUUCUGACCAACUACCUGCAAUCUCUGGCGGCAGGUAGCCUGGCAGGUGAGUCUGCUGGGCUAUGGAACUGUUGUCCUCUGUCCCCAGGCCUCCACACAUUCCCUCCUCCUUUACCCCCAGCGCCCUCCUCACAUCCCUCCUCCUUUACCCCACGCCUCACACAUCCCUCCUCACUUUACCCACCCCUCCUCACAUCCCUCCUCCUUUACCCAGCCUCCUCACAUCCCUCCCUCUUUUACCCCAGGCCUCCACACAUCCCUCCUCCUUUACCCCAGCCUCUUCCUCCAGCCUCCCAAUCCCUCCUCCUUUACCGCCUCCUCACAUUCCCAUCCUCCUUUACCCCCGCCUCAGUCCCUCCUCCUUCAGGCCCCUCCAUCCCUCCUCCUAUUCCCAGGCCACCUCCCACCCCUACCCACUUCCUCACAUCCCUCCUCCUUUACCCCAGCCCCUCGUCCACACUCCCUCCAUCCUUAGACCCCAGCCCUCCUCACAUCCCUCCUCCUCUACACCCCAGCCCUGUCCUACAUCCUCCUCCUUUACCCAGCGCCUCCCUACAUCCCUCCUCCCUUUACCCCAGCCCUCCUCACACCCUCUCCUCGCCCAUCCCUCUCCUUUACCUAGGCCGUCCACACAUCCCUCGCUCCUUUACCCAGCCCUCCUCACAUCCUCCUCCUUACCAGCCUUACACCCUCAGCUUACCGCCUCCUCACAUCCCUUCCUGCCUUUACCCCAGCCUCCUCACAUUCCCUCCUCCUCUUACCCCAAGCCCUCCUCACACCUUCCCUCCUCUUACCCCCACCCUCCACACAUCCCUCCUCCUUUACCCCAGGCCUCACACAUCCCUCCUCCUUUACCCCAGCCCUCCUCACAAUCCCUCCUCCGUUUUACCCCAGCCUCCACACAUCCCUCCUCCUUUACCCCAGUCCGCUUCCUCACAUCCCUCCCUUUCCUUUACCCAGCUACAAUCCUUACUCCAAGCCCCUCACAUGCCCUCCUCCUUUACCCCAGCCCUCCUCACAUACCCUCCUCCUUUACCCCAGGCCCCUCCACACAUCCCCUCCUCCUUUACCCAGACCCCUCCUCACAUCCCUCCUCCUUUACCCCAGCCCCCCAUCCUCCUUACCCAGCUCCCCACCUCUCUUUACCCAGCUCCCUCUCCACAUCCCUCCUCCUUUACCCCAGCCCCCGCAUCAUCCCUCCUCCUUUACCCUCAGCCCUUCUGCACAUCCGCUACCUCCUUUACCCCAAGCCCUCCUCACAUCCUCACCUCCUCUACCCCCAGGCCUCCACACAUCCCUCCUCCUUACCCCAGCCCUCCUCACAUCCCUCCUCCUUUACCCCAGCCCUCCUCCACAUCCCUCUCCUUACCCACAGCAAUCCCACAGCCCCUCCUUUCCCAGCUCCUCAUCCCUCCCCUUACCGCGCCUCCACUCCUUUUACCCCAGCCUCCUCACAUCCCUCCUCCCUUUACCCCAGCCCUCCUCACAUCCCUCCUCCUUACCCAGCCUCUCACAUCCCCUCUUACUCAGCUCCAACCCUCCCUCCUUUACCCCAGCCCUCCUCACAUCCCUCCUUCCUUUACCCCAGCCCUCGCACAACCCUCCUCCUUUACCCCACCCCUCCUCCAUCCCUCCUCCUACGCCCAGCCCUGCCCACAUCCCUCCCAUUACCCCAAGCCCUUCCUCACAUCCCUCCUCCUGUUACCCCAGCCCUCUCUCACAUCCUCCUCCUAUUACCCCAGGCCUCCACACAUCCUCCUCCUUUACCCCGCCCUCCUCUACAUCCCCUCCUCCGUUUACCCCAGGCCUCCUCACAUCCCUCCUCCUUUACCCAAGCCCUCCUCACAUCCCUGCUCCUUUACCCCAGCCUCUACUCCCUCUCCUUCAUCCCACUCCUCCCUAUCCUAUGCUCCUCUAGUACUCCUCCUCCUACCCCAGCCCUUCUCAAGUCCCUCCUCCUUUACCCAGCCCUCCUCACAUCCCUUCCUCCUUACCCCGCUCACACAUCCCUCCUCGCUUUACCCCAGCCCUCACUCACCUCCUCCCCUUUACCCCGCCCUCCACAUCCCUCCUCCUUUAACUCCAGCCCUCUCUCACAUCCCUCCUCCUUUCCAGCCCCACACAUCCUUCCUUUACCAUGGCCUCACACAUCCCUCCUCCUUACCCCAGCCGCUCCUCACAUCCCUCCUCCUACCCGGCUCAAUCCCUCCCUUUACCCAGCCCUCCUCACAUCCCGCCUCCUUUCCCCAGAGGCCCCCUCACAGCCCUCCUCCUUUACCCAAGCCUCCACCACAUGCCUCUCCUCUGUACCCCAGCCCUCCUCACAUCCCUCCUCCUUUACCCACCCUCCUCACAAUCCUCCUCCUUUACCCGAGGAUCACCACGAGGAGGUCAGUGUCAACAACCUCCUUCCUCAAAGUCAUCGAGAAAAAGGAGCUGAUCGUGGACUACAGGAAACAGAGGAUCGAGCAGACCCCCAUCCACAUCGACUGGGCU